Sturnus vulgaris (Common starling) is the source of this 1818-nucleotide messenger RNA. NCBI's taxonomy places the organism in Eukaryota, Metazoa, Chordata, Aves, Passeriformes, Sturnidae. The record is from RefSeq and is a predicted model, not a curated record.
GAUGAAGAUGCCCCGGGAGCCGCAGGCAGACAAGGAGCUGAGCACGGAGAGCAGGGAGGACAAAUCCCCGCGGCAGAACCUCGUGGAAGAGGCCGUUUGGAGCGGCUCCACGGCGCAGGAAUGCAACGGGGAGGAAAAGCCGCGGAGAUCCCGCACGAGGAGGGGCUGCAAACGCAGAUGGCAGGGAUCUGAGGAGAAAAGCCCCAGCCUGGGCCGGGGGAACGGCCAGAGAUGGAGCCAGAGCUCGGAGCUGGUGGUCCAUGAGCAGCUUCGUGAUGGGGAGAAGCCCCACAAGUGCUCAGAAUGUGGGAUGAGCUUCAGGUGGAGGAACAGCCUUACCUGCCACCAGAGGAUCCACACUGGGGAACGGCCCUACGAAUGUGGGAAGUGUGGGAAGGGAUUCAGAGUCAGCUCCCAGCUGAUCUACCACCAGAGGAUCCACACUGGGGAACGACCCUACAAGUGUGGGGAGUGUGGGAAGAGAUUCAGCGUCAGAGCUAGCCUGGUCCGGCACAAGAUGAUCCACACUGGAGACCGCCCCUACAAGUGUGGGGAGUGUGGGAAGGGAUUCAUACUCAGCUCUGAAUUGCUCCGGCACCAGACGAUCCACACUGGGGAGAAGCCCUAUGAGUGUUCUGAGUGUGGGAAGGGAUUCAGAAUCGCCUCCCAGAUGCAUCAGCACCAAAAGAUCCACACUGGGGACAGUCCCUGUGAGUGUUCUGAGUGUGGGAAGACGUUUCCGAGCAGCUCCAAGCUCCUCCGGCACCAGAAGAUUCACAAGGGUCAGAGGCCCUUCCACUGCCCUGACUGCGGGAAGGGCUUCAUGCACAACUCCAGCCUCAUCACCCACCGUCGCAUCCACACUGGGGAAAAGUCCCACAAGUGUGAGGAAUGUGAGAAGAGCUUCAGGGACAGUGCCACCCUGAUCCGCCACCAGAGGAUCCACACUGGGGAGAGGCCCUACAAGUGUGAGGAGUGUGGGAAGAGCUUCAUUGAGCGUGCCAAAUUGAUCGACCACCAGAACAUCCACACUGGGAAAAGGCCAUACAAGUGUGGGGAGUGUGGGAAGGACUUCAGGCAGCGUUCUGGUCUGAUCAGCCACCAAAGUAUCCACACUGGGCACAGGCCCUACGAGUGUUCCAAGUGUGGGAAGAGGUUUCCCUCCAGCUCACAACUCCACCAGCACUACCAGACACACACGGAGGAGAGGCCUUUCCAGUGCUUUGACUGCGGGAAGGGCUUCAGGCAAAACUCCCAGCUCAUCACCCACCGGCGCAUCCACACUGGGGAGAGGCCCCACGAGUGUCCUGACUGCGGGAAGGGCUUCAGGGACAAAUCCACCCUUGUCACCCACCGGCGCAUCCACACUGGGGAGAGGCCCUACAAGUGUGGGGAGUGUGGGAAGAGCUUCACCCAGAGAUCAGGCUUGUUCAAACACCAACAGAAGCACCACUAAGGGAAGCCCUGCUAGCGCCCCGAGUGCAGGAGGAGCUUUGUGCCCUGCUCCAGCUCCAUCCCCCAAUGGAGGAGCCACAGUAGGCAGAGCCCUGGUGACCCACAUUCUCUGGGAUCCAUCUGGGGAAGACACCUGGCUGGUUAUCCUUUUGUUUUGGCCUGCAUUUUUAUGUGUUCUCUAUCUCUUUUCACUCCAAAAGCUGAAAAAGAUCAAUUUGUCACCUCAAAACUUCUCAAAUCCCGCUGAAAGCACCUCAAUUUAAUCCAAAAGGGCUCAAUCCAACUGCAAAGUGGAUCCUCAAAACAAAUCAAUCCCCCAGGAACCUUACUGGAUUCCGCAGCUGCCAGGGUGAGAAGGGGUUG